Messenger RNA from Nomia melanderi (Alkali bee), 3569 nucleotides. RefSeq names its product lamin-C. The record is from RefSeq and is a predicted model, not a curated record. Gene Ontology annotation, molecular function: structural constituent of cytoskeleton. Gene Ontology annotation, cellular component: nuclear lamina; nuclear envelope. Lineage: Eukaryota; Metazoa; Arthropoda; Insecta; Hymenoptera; Halictidae. Gene Ontology annotation, biological process: nuclear migration; protein localization to nuclear envelope; nuclear envelope organization.
CAAUAUAAGGAUGCAUGUAAAGAGAUUGCUUCGUUAACGUUGGCGUCUCCGCUAAACAGUUCUUCCGUUGACUGAGGCAAGAGGAAUUGGGCUUCGGUAGUUUUUUUUAAUUGCUUUGAGCGUCUUUCACGGACACGGUGUUAUCGUGCACCAAGUUGAUGACUCGAUAGUGAGAGGCUCAGUGAUAGUGCAAUAAAGGAGAUUGAAUUCUGUGAGAAAAUGUCAACGAAAGCAGCAAAGAAGUCUUCGGCGUCAAGCUCGACCAGUAACGUGCAGUCGCCGCAAUUCACGUCAACGCCAAUCGGCCAAAGGCCGGGUAGUCCUUUAAGUCCGACUCGUUAUUCUCGUCUCCAGGAGAAGCAAGAUUUACAGAAUCUAAAUGACCGGUUGGCCUGUUACAUUGAUAAAGUACGGCAUUUGGAAUCCGAGAAUUCCAGAUUGUCGCGGGAGGUUGAGACCACCAAGGAGACUAUCACUCGCGAAGCAUCCAACAUAAAGUUAAUAUACGAACACGAAUUGGCCGAUGCAAGGAAAUUAUUAGAUGACACUGCGAGAGAACGAGCAAAACUCGAGAUUGAUACCAAACGAUUAUGGGACACCAACGAGGAAUUAAAAUCUAAAUUGGGUAAAAAAGUUGGGGACUUACAAGUUGCAGAAAGAAAUUUAUUAUUGUACGAAACUCGUCAUAAUGAUUUGCAAUCAAAGUAUAAUCAAUCUGAAGCGGAACGUAAAAGACUGGCUGACAGGGAAAGAGAACUGGAAGAUGAAGUUGAAAAAUUAAAAGUAUUGUUGGAAGAUGCACGUAAACAUCUUAGCGAAGAAACUUUGCAACGUGUUGUUCUUGAAAAUAAUAUUCAGAGUCUGAAGGAAGAUAUCAGCUUCAAAGAUCAAAUUUAUCAACAAGAAUUAACAGAAACGAGAACAAAACGGCAGAUUGAAAUCUCAGAAAUAGAUGGACGUCUUGCUGAACAGUAUGAAGCAAAAUUACAAAACUCUUUGCAAGAAUUGCGAGAUCAAUAUGAGGCACAGAUGCGAGCAAAUAGAGAAGAAAUUGAGUUACUAUAUGAAAAUAAAAUUAAAAAUUUGUCAGCUCAUGCUCAGCGUAACAGUGGUGCUGCUAGUUUAGCUGUUGAGGAGUUGAGACAAACAAGAACGAAGAUUGAGGGACUUAAUCAAAAGAUUAAUGAGCUAGAAGCAACUAAUAAUGCUCUUAAUGCACGAAUCAGAGAUUUAGAGAAUCUUCGUGAAAAUGAGAGGACACGCCAUGCAGAAAAUUUGGCAUCCUUGGAAGCAGAAUUAUCACGUGUGCGUAAUGAGAUGGCUCAACAACUGCAAGAAUAUCAAGAUCUUAUGGACAUUAAAGUAGCUCUGGAUUUAGAAAUUGCUGCGUAUCGUAAACUUUUGGAAUCUGAAGAAGCGAGGUUAAAUAUUCAUCCUACACAAUCAAGUUCAGCAGCACCAAGCGGUAGAAGUACUCCUUCACGUCAUACACCAUUAAGAGGAGGAAAACGAAAACGCACUUUGUUGGAAGAGAGUGAAGAACGCAGUAGUACAGAUUAUAGUGUAACUGGAACAGCUAGAGGAGAUGUAGAAAUUACAGAAGCUGAUCCUCAGGGACGCUUUGUGAAACUCACCAACAAAGGCAACAAAGAAAUAGGUCUCAGUGGGUGGCAAAUUAUUCGUAAAGCUGGUUCUUUGGAAACAGUAUUUAAAUUUCAUCGUACUGCAAAGAUAGAUGCAGGUGCAACUGUAAUGGUAUGGUCAUCAGAUAUUGGUGCUACACACGAACCGCCAUCAAAUAUUGUCAUGAAGGGUCAGAAAUGGUUUACAGCAGAUGCUAUGUCAACUACGCUUCUUAACAAUGAUGGCGAAGAAAUGGCCACUUCAGAAUGCAAAAGGCAACAGUUGUCCAAAACUAUGUCUCGGCAUAGAGAAAACUUGGGUUUUAGAACUUCUGAGGAACUUCACCAUCAAGAGAGAAGAUAUCUCUACCCAUAUUAAGUGAGUGACCAAAUGGUACUGAUGGGUCGAUUUAUGGCGAUCCCCAGGGAGAUGAAUUUUGUCGCAUUGCGUAAAAACGAAUCUGCAAAAAGUAUCUUAAGAUAAAUAUAAUCUUAAGGAUUAUAACAGCACGUUUAUAAAUGCUUGAAAGGUACAGGAAGACACUAUGAGAUUCGAUUUCAAACAAUCGGGUCUUCAGUUUCAUCGACACAUACACAUAAGGAAUUCAUAUGAAUAAUAAUGUCUCGAUUGAUAUAUAUUUUGCUUAAGAAAAUAAUAAAGAAGAGAUUAAAAAAGAGAAAUUUACAGCACUGUUAGUACUUUACGCAAUAAUACCUCUAAACUUGUACAUGAUUUCGUAACUGCUUUGUACGUAUUUUGAAUAUUGUUUGAUUUGUAGUUAUUUCAUGCUUAAUCGAUCGAUCGACAGGUCGUUCAGUAUAUAAAGAUUAAAGAGGAGAAGAAUGCCACAUAUAAGAACACGGAAAAUUUUCCAGAUGAGAAUGAGCUGAAAUAUGAGCUGAAAUUUGGUUAAAUAGUAUUUUUCUACGUUAAUAGAAACUUUCGAAAGAUUAUGACAUUUUAUAUUUAAACUGAUUUAUUCCUUUAAAUAAUACGUUUGGAAAUUUUUUAAAUCAAUAAAACGUGUAUUAUUGCAGAAUUAUUCGACUGGCUUUCUACGCAAUUUCAUAACUACUAUUUUCAUCAGGAAAUUUUUUCCUUGAGAAAGCUUUGACAACGACGAAAAGGAUAUAGACAGUUCCUACUAUGCGCUUAUUUUGCAGUUUCCAGCUGUUCGAAUUUUUAGAAUUAACAAGGAAUGUAUCUGUACAAGUUUGAGGAUAUUACUGUACUUAUAGAAGUAUGUACAACGCAACAAGACAACUAUUCUGUAAUAUAUGUAAUGUUUAAAUCAAACCUAACGAAGUGUUUCACAGUGAUUGAAACAAUUUAUUGCAUUUAUAUACUUGCACAUCGUACAAAACUUGAUUUAUCGGUUAAUAUCAAAGUUACUACUACUUUAUCGAAUAGAGGAGCACGAGGAAUCUUUCUUAACGAGACCGAAAUAUUUUUUGGCGUAUCAUUUACUUCUACCUAGUCGUUAUCGUGCCUUUCAAAUGUAUAAAAGAAGAAGUAAAGAGAUCUUUCUCUCAGUAGUUAAUAGUAUUUAUUUUUAAGUACAAAACCCGGAUGUAGUAGGAGUGUGCGGUUUGUAUAAUAUUCAAGCAUUUUCAUUGCCAGGGAAAUAUCUUCCGAUACCUAUACUAUGCUGCUUUUGAGUUCUUCACAAAUUAAUAUAAUUCACAAAAAGAAAACAAUUAUGUUUAUGUAUCCGCUCCGGCAUCCGGAAUAUGAUUUUGUUAAUUGUAUUUGACUUUAUACCAUUUAUACUAAUAAUAAAAAUCUCUAAUUAACUAUAUCAUCCUUGUACUUUUUUUAAAAUUUACUAUUAUUGUAUGUGCAGUGUAUAAUUAUAGUGUUCCAACUUGUGUAUGUAGAUGUAGAUAUAAGUUUGUAAUUAUUAUAAGAUAAAUUUAACAUUAUUUUAAAACUGAGGCUUUAAUUUU